This is a messenger RNA of Australozyma saopauloensis, 804 nucleotides long. RefSeq lists its product as uncharacterized. Gene Ontology annotation, cellular component: cytosol. Gene Ontology annotation, molecular function: oxidoreductase activity. Bases 1 to 804 code for a protein of 267 amino acids. NCBI's taxonomy places the organism in Eukaryota, Fungi, Ascomycota, Pichiomycetes, Serinales, Metschnikowiaceae. The record is from RefSeq and is a predicted model, not a curated record. The transcript has a single exon.
AUGAGUUUCGGAGCAAGAGCUGCAGAGAGGUUGGCCAACAAGACUAUCCUCAUAACUGGUGCCUCAUCAGGAAUUGGCGCUGCUACUGCCCGCGAGUUUGCAGCUGCCGCAAAGGGAAACAUUAAGCUCAUUUUGGCGGCACGGAGAGAAAGUAGAUUGAGAGAUUUGGCCACAGCUUUGAAUCUGUCAUUUGCAGCAAUCAAAGUCCACACAACUAAGCUUGAUGUAUCAGACGCUGGCGCUAUUAGCUCUUUUUUGAGCUCAUUACCCGCUGAGUUUCAAAAUAUAGAUGUGUUAGUUAAUAACGCCGGCAAGGCAUUGGGUCGCGAUAACGUAGGAGAAAUCGAUCCGGAAGACCUCAAUGGUAUGAUCCAAACAAACUUAGUCGGGUUGGUUAAUAUGACUCAAGCCAUCUUGCCAAUUUUGAAAAAGAAGGAUUCUGGAGACAUCAUUAACAUUGGAUCAAUUGCUGGGAGAGAGCCAUACCCAGGCGGAAGCGUUUAUUGUGCUUCUAAAGCCGCUGUCAACUUUUUCACCGAUUCUUUGCGUAAGGAGCUUAUCAACACCAAAAUCAGGGUUAUGGAGGUUCAACCUGGCAUGGUUGAGACAGAAUUCAGUUUAGUACGCUUUCACGGAGACAAGGACACUGCUGAUAACGUUUAUACGGGUACCACUCCAUUGACAGCCGAUGAUAUUGCAGAAUUGAUAGUGUUCGCUGCAACAAGGAAAGAGAACACAGUGAUUGCAGAAUCUCUUAUUUUUCCAAGCCACCAGGCUGGCUCCAGUCACUCUUUCAGAAGAUGA